Messenger RNA from Archocentrus centrarchus (flier cichlid), 7741 nucleotides. RefSeq names its product titin-like. Gene Ontology annotation, biological process: cortical actin cytoskeleton organization; actomyosin structure organization. NCBI's taxonomy places the organism in Eukaryota, Metazoa, Chordata, Actinopteri, Cichliformes, Cichlidae. Gene Ontology annotation, molecular function: actin binding; structural molecule activity. Gene Ontology annotation, cellular component: plasma membrane; cytoskeleton. The coding region runs from base 452 to 5983 and encodes 1843 amino acids. The transcript has 32 exons. The record is from RefSeq and is a predicted model, not a curated record.
GCCAGAAGAAAAGCAGAAGAAGGAAGAGGAAAAAGAGAAGAAAAAAGAGAAGGGAAAGAGCAAAGGAAAGGAGGAGGAGGAGAAGGAAGUGAAAGAAGUGAAAGGGCCAAGUGAGGAGCAGGUGAAAGCACCGAUUGCUGCUCCUGAGCCUGAGCUUAAAACUGAACCAGACAUUGAACAGGCUGCUGAUCAGCACUCAAUAAGCAGCACAGAGGCGCAGCCAGCCCAAGAGGAACACAAGGAAGAGGCUGUGAUAAAGGAGCCUGAAAUAGAAGAAGUAGAAGAAGUGAAAAAGGAGGACACGGAGGAAAAAGUGGAAGAACCUGCAGAAAAGGAAGAGGCGAUCAAAGGAGAGGAAACGGCAAAAGAGCAGGCAAAGAAAGAGAAGCCCGUCAAAGAAAAGACAGAAAAGAAGACUGAAGAGGCUAAAGGCUCCAAACGUCAGAAGACCAUGCAGUGCAAAGUCAGCCUACUGGACGACACUCAGUUUGAGUGUGAACUUGAUAAACAUGCCAAAGGCCAAGAACUUUUUACAAGGGUGUGUGACCACAUCAACCUGCUGGAGAAAGAUUACUUUGGCCUUGCUCAUUGGGAAACCCCAGCCAGCAAGACAUGGUUGGAACCCACCAAAGAGAUCCGGAAACAGGUGUCAGGUGCUGUUUAUGAGUUUACAUUCAACGUGAAGUUCUACCCCCCUGAUCCGGCACAGUUUAUUGAAGACCUGACCAGGUACUUUCUAUGUCUCCAGCUGAGGAAGGACAUUAUGCGUGGUGUUCUUCCCUGUUCCUUUGUCACACUGUCCCUGCUGGGCUCCUACACAGCCCAGUCAGAGCUCGGAGAGUAUGACCCUGAGCUCCAUGGAACAGACUACGUUAAAGAUUUGAACCUGGCCCCUGGACAGAGCAAAGAGCUGGAGGAAAAAGUGAUGGAUCUGCACCGCACAUACAGGUCAAUGAGUCCAGCCCAGGCCGACAGGCUGUUUCUGGAAAAUGCUAAGAAACUUGCCAUGUACGGAGUUGACCUGCACCAAGCCAAGGAUCUGGAUGGUGUUGACAUUAUGUUGGGUGUUUGCUCCAGUGGCCUGAUGGUUUACAAGGACAAGCUGAGGAUCAACCGUUUUCCUUGGCCCAAAGUGCUCAAGAUCUCUUAUAAACGGAGCAGCUUUUUUAUCAAAAUCAGACCAUCAGAGCAAGAGCAGUAUGAAAGCACCAUUGGUUUCAAACUGCCCAACUACAAAGCCUCAAAGAAGCUGUGGAAAGUUUGUGUUGAACAUCAUACCUUCUUCAGGGUUUCAACAGUGGAGCCUCCCUCUUCACGUCGCUUCCUUGUCUUGGGCUCUAAGUUCAGGUACAGCGGUCGUACUCAGGCCCAGACCCGCGAGGCGAGCUCCAUGAUUGACCGCCCAGCACCUCGCUUCACCCGAUCUGCAAGCAAGAGGCUGUCUCGUAACCUAGACGGAGCAGCUGGAGAUGAGACUCUCCAGUUGAUGCAUCUACUUUCAGAAUCAGCCAGGACUGAGGCUGAUGACUGGUCAGAGUUGAUGGUUUCUGACAGACCCCAGCCUUCUCCCGAAUUCACAGCCGGAAGGGAAUUUGAACAGAAUUUCUCUCAGUCCUGGAAGGAGGGGAAUACUUUUCACACAGAGGCUGGGGCUACUGGUUCUCAAACCAUUACCCAGACGGUCACUCAGACCUGGCAGGAGCUGGAAACUGAUGAUCAGCAGCAGAGGAGAGAGGAACGAGAAUGGUCUAGUCUUCUGGAUCGUCAAACUUCUUUUCCAGUUGUCCCACCCUUUGAUUUUGAUAAACAGCCAGUCUCCCCCAUAACCCAGUUCCAGCUUCAGGAAGAGGAGCAGGGCAAAAGUGUGGAAGAACAGCAACUAACCACUGAGGAGGCCAUCAGGGGGAUGCGGGAAACAGUGAUGUUGGUAGAGGCAGCUACAGAGGCGUAUGUUUUAGAAGGAAGACUGAGGGAAGUGAGGGACUUGGAGGAAAGGCUGCAAGAAAUGGAUCAAAUGGCAGAGAGAAUUCAGGAUGUAGUUGAGGAAGAGCUGGGGAAGGAAGUGGUAGAAAAAUUAAAAAAAGAAGAGAGAAAUUUGGAGCAGAAACAGCUAAUCCAGACCAAAGGUGUAACAAAAAAGGUGGUGAGGAAAUCUGUGAGUAGAAUAGAUACAGAAGCGGGUGAAGUGGAUGAAUUGGAAGAACAGAUAAAACAGGUGUUUUUAAAAGACUUGCUGCCUGAAGAGGAAAGUGAAAGAGAAGUGGAGGAGGAUGUAGUAGAAAGGUUAAGAGAAGAAGAGAGCGAUUUGGAGCAGAAACUGUUGAUCCAAGCCAAAGGUAUAACGAAAAUGGUGGUGAGGAAAUCAGUGAGUAGAAUAAAUACAGAAGAGGGUGGAAUGGAUGAAUUGGAAGAACAGUUAGAACAGCAGGAGAGUGAAAAAGAGCUGACGGAUGAGAGCCUGUUAGAUGAUAGCUUUAGAGAGAAACUGCGCCAAAUAGAAAAGGAGUGGCAAGAUGAGGUGGAGGAGAGGUUUGCCUCUCCAGAUGUUGCUGUAGAAGGAUACAAGAUAGUUGAGCGUAGGACUAAGAAGGUAGUGACUAUUGUACAAGAGGGGGGACAGCAGCAGGAAAAUAUGGAAGAAGUGCAGGUACUGUCUGGUGUGAUGUCAAAGGAGACGUUAGAAAAACAGGAAAUACAGCGUAAAGUGGAAGUUAUAGAGGAGAGGUCACAGAGAGAGGUUACAGAGAGGUCAGAGGGUCAGUCUCAGGUGGAAGAUGGUGAUGAUUGGUUCAUACUUUUAGACCAUCCUCCAUACAAACCACCAGUUGCUGCUGUGGAACAAGCUCGAGUGGAUAAGGAUGAUUAUUUCAAUCCUACGAAUGAAAUAAAAACACUUGAGAAAACAGAGCUUUACCUAGAGGAGAGGAAAGUACGAGAAGAGGAAGUAUGGCGUACGGCAGUGAUCCCGCAACCACAGAGCAACACUGAACGGGUUGAUGACUGGUUUGUGUUGCUGGAUGUUAUUCCCAGAGAAACGCUUUAUGUGCCACCAGUUACUUUGAUGGGCAGAACUGACAUGGAAGAGAGUAAAGAAAUAGUAACUGAAGAGAGAGAGGUAAUAGAAGAGGCCUCGAGAUACCUACAAGAAAUCCAACAGCCAGUGACAGAAAGACGUGAUGACUGGUUUGUGUUGCUGGAUGUUACUCCAAGAAAAACGCUUUAUGUACCACCAGUUACUUUGAUGGGAGAAACUGACAUGGAAGAGAGUAAAGAAAUAAUAACUGACGAGAGAGGGGUAAUAGAAGAGGCAUCGAAGUAUCUACACGAAAUCCAACAGCCAGUGACAGAAAGAGUCGAUGACUGGUUUGUGUUACUGGAUGUUCCUCCAAGAGAAACAUCAUCACCACCAGAGCAUUUUGCAGCACCCUCAGAAGAACGUGUCUCUCUGAUUGAAGGUACAGCUGUUGAGCAGAAAGAAAGAAGAGUUGACCUUUUAGUAGAAGAUGCAAAACAAAUGCUGACAGAAAAGCAAGUAGUAGCACAGACUGUAAGAGAGAGAGAUGACUGGUUUUUGCUGCUGGAUGUUCCUGUUAGAGAACCAUCGUUUGUACCACCAGUAGUUUCCAUGGCUGAGUAUGUUGAGGCUUAUCCCAAGGAGAGCAUUUCUGCUUUGACUGAAGCAGAGGCAGUCGAUUUCAGGCGGGAGCUUGUAGUUGAGGAUGCUGAGAUGGAGAAAAAGGAAGCAAAGCCUCCCAAGCAAGUUAUUCCAGAGCCGACUUCCUAUGUGCCUCUAGAUGUUCCAACUGAAGUGAAAAGUACAGAGCAGAAACUGCUUCAGAUUGACCAGAUUAGACCACAGCCUUCCCAGCCGCUGCCACAGAGGGAGGAUGACUGGUUUGUUUUGUUUGGUACUGCGCGUGAAAGUGCAGUCAUAAAACCAGCAGCUGAGAUUGUUCCAGAUAUGAAGACGACCUUUGGGGUUGAGGUGACUGAAACAUGGAAGAAGACAGUAAUUGGUGUGGAUGACAGGCAAGACAGGACAAGUCUGUCUGAAAUUAGAGCGAGCCAAAUGGCAUCAUUCUCAGAGAGAGAAGAUGAUUGGUUUGUCCUGUUUGAAAAGCCUGUGCUCGUACCACCAGUGGCAGCCCGUGAACCAAGAGUGAAGAUCAUGGAAGAUGUGAGACCACCUGUGGCGAUGGUAGAGAUUGAACCAAGAGAAGCAAGAAAAGUGGCUGAUGACUGGUUUGUGCUGCUAGAUGUAGCAGGAAAAGUCCCAGCGGCUGUGGAUGAACGUAUUCACGUGUAUCCUGAAGUAAGGCCUGCUAAAGAGUUUACAGUCAUAGAGGAAAGAGUGCAACAGAGAAUGACCGUAGUGGAGAGAAUGUGGCAGCAGGAGCAGCAGCAGGAUGUGGUGCAGCCACAUCCAGCAGUGAGAGAGGUGGAAGAUGAUUGGUUCAUUCUUCUGGAUAUGCCACCUAAGAAAUCAGUCGCUGUCCUAGAGCACGAGCGGCUCCCAGCACAGGUUACAGUUCCAGCGGCUGUGGCCACGACAAAGAUUGUCGUUUCUGAGACGAGGCCGCAGUUUGAGAAACGGCUCCUGGAAGAAAGACAACAAAUCUCACGUACACGUGUCAGUGAUAAUUGGUUUGUUCUACUAGAUGGUGAUCUCAAAGAGUCAGCUGCAAGCACGCAGAGGGGCACACGUCCAGUCAGUGCUCCGGUCUUCUCCCAAACUGCUCUGAUGGAGGCAGGAAUUCCCAUGGCCCCUAUUGACCAGCCCCAAACCUCCACUCCAAUUAAAACCAGCCGCCAGGAGGAACGAAAGCUCCAGGUCACCGUAGAAGCUGUGGAGCCUUCAAAAAUCGAAGCCGGGGCUGAUGUCAAGCCAGCAGUGUGGAGGGACCAGAGAGAAGUAGACUCAUCACUGAUAUCCACCAUGAAUGGGGACAUCCAGCACGAGUCUGAGACGACGAGCACGGAGGUGGUGCGAAUGCGAAAGAAAAGAACUAAGAAAAUUGAGGGUGACUCAAUAUAUAUCAGACAUAGCCAAUUAAUGUUGGAGGAGUUCGAUAAGCCUCAGGAGGACCUGCUCAGGCAUCAUGCCAGCAUCAGUGAGCUGAAGAGAAACUUCAUGGAGGCGGUCCCAGAGCCCAGGCUGAGUGAAUGGGACAAGCGCCUGUCCACACACUCUCCUUUCCGCACCCUGGGAAUCAACGGUCAACCUCUGCCCAGCGCAGACGGGAGUGUGUGCAUUAGUCCCCUAUGCAAUGGUUCAGUCACAGAGACUGCACACGAGGAAACCAGCAGUAGUUUGGGCUUUUCAGGCGUACCCAUUCCCACUGUGAGCAACAAGAGUGAACCUGAGCGUGUCGAAGUCCAUAAAACCCCUGUUGAGAAAGAGUCACGUGAUCAUGAGGUUGUAGCAUCUGAGACGAACUUGGUGCCAAUCGUAGAGGUGGAAAUGGCACAGCUGCCUCCUUCCUUUGAUUCCUCCUGUAAAGCUUUAGAUGUGAUCCUGGAAGAAGGAGGAUCGUGUCCCGGACUGUCAGAGGACUCUGGGAGGAUAGUUGGAUCUUCCCCAGCUUCCUAUUUCUGGAGUGAUGGUCCACAGGUCAUACGCUGUUUCCAGCCCCCUCUGGUGCAGACGCAGACUGUCACCAUCACAGCUGUCUCCAGCCCCUUACCCAGUGGCAUCUCCACCACAGAAGUCCCUGUCGUCCCAACUAAGACCUUCACCUAUGAGUCGUCAAAGGUGACAGUUGAUGGGACAGAUGAGGACAAAGAUUGCUCAACAGGGUCCAGUUCGCAGACCAUUACCUCAGAGAUCACCAGUGGUACCUCAGUCACUACUACUACCACUCACAUCUCAAAGGUGGUAAGAAGUGGAUCUUCAGAGACUCGUGUGGAGAAGAGAAUCGUCAUAACUGCAGACUCUGACAUUGACCAAGAUAAGGAGAAGCAUGGCGGAGCAUCAGCAUUGUAACUGAACCACAAUCCUCCUUGUUCCUUUGGCUCAACGCCUCCGACAUCCCCAGCACUUGCCACGCUGUAUUUGCGCACACAUAUCUUAAAAAAACAAAACAGGACAACCCCCGCCCCUUCAGUAUAACUCUGCAGCUAAAAUGAUUGAUAACAGCGUAGAUUAAUUCUUAGUAGUAUCUGUGUUCAGUUUUUCUUUCCAGGUGAGCUGUUCGUUGUAGGUAGUGCUGCACAGUCCUCGGAUCAGAUCAAAUGCUUGUGUCAUCCUGGUGUUGUAAAAACCUAGCGAGUACACUUUUAUUGGCUAAAUCCCACCAUUUGCAGUUGUGUGAUCUCAAGUUCCAUUUGCUUUUAUAUGCUUUCAUUCUCCUAGUGGUUUUUACAUUGAUUUUCUACAAAUUUACUGUUUCCAGUGUAGUUUAGAUGACAUCAUCAGCAUUUAUUCCCAUGGUGCUGCUAGGGGAACGUUAAGACCACAUUCAAGGGAACUCUUUUUUUUGUUGUUGUUGUUUCUUUGUCUAUUUAAUUCAGGUGAGACACUUUUUUUUUUUUAAUGAAAUGACAUACCUCACAUUAUUAUGUGAACAAAGAUAUUUUCUGCUCAGAUUUGGACAGUUUGUUUGGCUUUGUUCACUGCUCAGGUACAAAAAAAAAAAAAAAGAUUAAAACUUAAAUCUUUUCUUCCCCAACCAGCCAAGAACCAGUAGCCUACAUAUUCUUGUAAAGUUUGAAUAAAAAAAUUGAUCUAUUUUGAAAUAUUUCUCUAUUUUAUAGAAGUAAUGCUUUUUAUAGUAUUUGUACAAAUGUGAGGUUUUUAAGUUAUUCAUAUCUGCUCAUGAAAUUGUAGGUUACCAUUGUGCUGUUUACUGAAUUUUGAGGUCUCUCUUUAAGACUCGUCUUGCCUGACACCCUGAAUCAUUCUUAUUCGUUUCCUCUUGUAGUCCACCAAGUUUCUCUCUACUUUUCACAACUCACAGAUGACAGCAGAGCGCUGCUCAGCUCUGUUUUGUUCAGUCAUAGAAUUCAUACUUGCUUUGAACAUAUUUGGUUGAUAUGAAGAUUUUAACAGGUUUUUUUGGUCUGUUUAUCUCAGGUUUUGAUAUUCUAAGACUACAGACCUCUGUAUGAUUGUAUGAAGAAUGUCCAUGUAUUUAUUAUCCACCUCUAUUGUAAAUGUACAUGUAUGUUCAGUCAAGUGAGGUCAAUAAAUAGAAAGGCUUGUCUGUCACAAUAGCCACGCACGUAAGAGAUGAAGGCAGCUGCCUGAUAAUUGUGGCUUUUCCUCUCACAGGAACAUAAGUUGUCUUUUUUCUACAUGUUCUACUAUACAGUAAUUUAUUUGUAAAGUAGGAACUGUUUCAUGUGAUUUGAUGUAUUGUGAUGUUUCAACACAAGCUGGUUUCCAGGCUUUCACAAUGUUGAACUCUGCAUUCAUUAUCAACCAAGUUUGUAAAGCUUUGUUUUUUUUUAACCACAUAGUCUGAGUAGGAUGCUCUCACUUGCUGUUUUCCUGUACUUUUCCAUAGAGAAGAAAAUCUAAGACUCUCUUUAGAUAGCACGUUUGGAAGCAUUUUUUUUUUAACUUUAAAAACAAAAACAACCAACCAUUGUUAUUAUAGCUAAAAAUCAACCACAUCUGCAAUUUUUCCUCAAUUAAAAAAUAGUUUCACAUUAAGAAAAAAUAGCUGUUAGACAAUGGAAAAUAAUGUUGCUUUGUGACUUAUCCCUGUCUUUUUAUGGAAAUAAAAUAAAAUAUGCAUUA